CGUCACGUGACGUAGGCAAAUGGAUAAGCGCAUAAAAUUGGAUAGCGUCCUGAGUAAACCAUUUCCUGAUACUUCGCCAGAGAGAAGAGAAGAACGCAUACAGAAUGUUGUCUAAGAGCGAAUCCAUAUCUCGCGCCCUGGUGCCUUUACUACCCAGGCUAACAGGUGUACAGCCGACCAGACAAGCCUCGACCAUUUCAGAAGAGGCUCAGGCGGGACAGACGAUCCGGAAGUUCAGCCAUCAGGCACUGCCUCUAGCUGAGGUUCAGAGUCUACCUGCAGGAAACACGACUUCAUGGUUUGCUGAUCAAAUCACAAACGCUUCCAUGUCUCACCUGUCAGACCUGACCCUGCACAGAAGUAAGAGGAUGAUUCUGGACACCCUCGGGGUGGGGUACCUCGGUUCUAAGACCGACAUCACUCAGUCCAUCAUCCGCUGGGGACUAGACGCCGGACUACUUAGCGAUGACCCGGCAUUAGGACAUGGAGAGAUCGGCAGUAUCAUCUGGGGCAGCGGUGGCCGCAGGACCUCUCCCUCUAUGGCCGCUUACAUCAACGGGGUCAGUGUUCACUCGAUGGAUUUUGAUGAUACUUGGCACCCAGCGACUCACCCGAGCGGACCUGUGGUGCCGACCAUCCUAGCCCUGGCAGAGACGAUGACGGGACAGUACAGACCCAGCGGCGAAGACCUUAUCCUGGCUUAUAACGUAGGCGUUCAGGUCCAGGGACUCCUUAUGAGGUGUUCCAGACAAGCCCGGGAAAUACCUCGAAGGUUCCAUCCUCCCGCCGUUGUCGGAGUGAUGGGCAGUGCGGCUGCGGCUUCCAAACUCUUGGGUUUCGGCCCAAAGAAAAGUCGACAUGCCUUAGCUAUAGCCGCCUCUUUUGCCGGAGCUCCGAUGGCGAAUGCUGGCACCAAGACAAAGCCUCUCCACUGUGGAAAGUCUGCAAGGUUUGGUUUGGAGGCUGCUUUGAUGGCGGAACACGGCAUCGAGGGUAACGACGACAUCUUGGACAUGCAGUCAGGGUUCGGGGCGUUCUAUGAUGACUACGAUCCGGAGGAAUUCAUGAGGACGCAUUCCCAGAGGGACCAGUUUGUUCUUCAUGACCAAGACAUCGCAAUCAAACGGUUUCCGGCUCAUCUCGGAAUGCACUGGGCCGUAGACGCCGCCAUGGAAGUCAGACGGACCAUCACCGGUGCCAGUUUUCAGCUCGAUCCGAGAAUUAUAUCCAACAUCGUCAUUUCCGCCCCGAAGUCUCGCUACAUCAAUCGUCCGCUGCCGACGACGGAACACGAGGCCCGUCACUCCUUUCAGUUCAUGGUCUGCACAGCCCUCUUAGACGGAGAGAUCCAUCCGGAAUCCUUCUACCACGACAGUCUCCACAGACCGUCCCUUCAAGGCCUUUUGGAGAAGACAGCUGUUAUAACGCCUGAGGACAACGUUGCCAGUUUUGAGGAUAUGUACGUGGUUGUCGAAGUCCAGCUACAGGACGGAAGCGUGGUGACGGGCAGGUGUGACACGCCGUACGGCCACUGGAGGAGACCCCUGUCGGACAAGCACAUCCAAGAAAAGUUUAUCAGGAACACCCGCGACCUGCCGGCCGGGGCACCCGCGGAAAUGAUACGAUCUGUGGGGUCUUUGGAUUCUAACUCAAGGGGUACUGACAUUGGCGCGCUUUUGGCUCACUAACAGAGAUCUGUAUCACGUUGGGUCAAUCCAUCUGGUGCUUGCUGUGUUUGAAGAUCAAGGUGUAUGAACUUUGAAUGAUUGAACGCCUAGAAUUACUUUGGAUGUCGGAGGACAGACAAACGAUUGCCAGUUGAAAUAACUUGAGGUCAUCCAAAUGAUUGAAAGUCGGAGGAAAGACCAUUGAAAGCCAUUUGAUAUAACUGCUGAGAUCAUCUAAAUGUCAUGACUGUAACAAAUUCCGGAACGCUUAUUGGCAAAUUUGUCAGUACUCUUCAGUGGUGGGACUUUAAUGGAAUGGCUGCUCAGUAAUGCAUACAACCUUCAAGCAGUCUAAACAUGUUCAUUGAUCUAAUUUAACUGGCUUGUUUCUUUUGCA
This is a messenger RNA of Liolophura sinensis, 2064 nucleotides long. Its product is annotated as cis-aconitate decarboxylase-like. Gene Ontology annotation, molecular function: lyase activity. The record is from RefSeq and is a predicted model, not a curated record. Lineage: Eukaryota; Metazoa; Mollusca; Polyplacophora; Chitonida; Chitonidae.